Messenger RNA from Paramecium sonneborni, 424 nucleotides. The record is from the annotation of a GenBank genome assembly. Lineage: Eukaryota; Ciliophora; Oligohymenophorea; Peniculida; Parameciidae.
AUGAAUUAAUAGUAAAAUAUGAAAUAUGAAUUCGAAGACUUGAAAAAUAUUGUAAAAGAAGGUUGGAUGGAUAAAUAAUCAAGAUUUUUAAAGAAAUGGCACAAGUAAUGUUUAAAAUGAAAUUUAUUAGACGAUGGGUUGUAUUAACCAAUUUCAGUGUUUAUACUUUUAAGAAGUAAGAGUAAUACAUUAAUCCAACAGAAGUGAUUGAUUUACAUUAAAUAGUAUCAAUAAAAUAACCAGAAGAACAUGAAUUACAGAAUAUGAAUUCUAUUGUAAAAAUCACAAAAAAUAGUAGAGAAUCUAAACUCAUGACUCCAUUUUUUAUUUAGUUGUCCAAAAUGAGUAAUAAUAAUAAUAAUGGAUCAGUUUAAUUAGCAGUCAAAUGUUAAAAAUACAGAAUUAAAUAAAAGUGUAAUAAUGA